This is a messenger RNA of Thlaspi arvense, 2280 nucleotides long. The record is from the annotation of a GenBank genome assembly. Lineage: Eukaryota; Viridiplantae; Streptophyta; Magnoliopsida; Brassicales; Brassicaceae.
AUGUCCAUCUUGCCUCCUCCGCAAAUUCAAGGUCACAAUUCGUCUUCUUCUCCUUCAAAUUCGUCUCUAAACCCUAGCUCUGAGCAUGGCAACAACUCUUCUGUGUCUCCUCUUUCCACCUCUCCUUCCUCCGGAAUUGGAUCUCUCAGCCUCGCCGCACCUUCUUUCACCACUGCUGAUUCUUCCGGCGGCUCUCGGGUACCGAUUGCUGCAGCUGAGGAGGGACAUAGCCGUGGAUCUUCCAAAGAUAUGACGGAAACUGGAUCAGGGAAGGAGAGUUUUUCCCCACCUAGUGCAGAUAAACGUGACCAUUUUCGACACGAUGGUCGAAGGAAUAGGUCGAGAGGGAGAAAUACUGGAGCUGCUGGUUCUUCUUCUCAGUUGCAGCAUAACACCGGACAACCUUUUAAUCCUCCUAGAGGCGGCGCUUCGCAUCACAAUACAUCCGGUAGAAGAGCUAAUAUGAUCAGCGGGAACCAUUUGCUGAACUUUCAGUAUGAUCCGAUCUCUCCCCCACAAUCUAGGGGUCCUCCUCCACCUCAAAGGAGGCAAACGACGAGGAGGCCUUAUAACAAGGAUUUGUUUCUUCAGGCCAAUUACAAGUUCGUUGUGUUGGACACUGGAGAUCAUUCCCCUGAUUCUAUGGAUCCUGAUAAGACGCUCCAGUGGGAGAAUAUCAUCUGUGUGAGGUAUGCAACGCCGUCUCCUGUGCAGUGUCCGGUUUGCUUGGAGUAUCCUCUGUGUCCGCAGAUAACUUCCUGUGGGCAUAUUUUCUGCUUCCCGUGUAUUCUACAGUACCUGUUGAUUGGCGUGGAUAAUCACAAGGCAGAGUGCGUCAAGAGGUGUCCUUUGUGCUUUGUGAUGAUCUCUCCGAAGGAGCUGUACACUGUUUACAUUGAGAGCGUGAAGCAGUACUCUGUUGGAGAUCCCAUCGAGUUUGUACUUUUGACUCGCAAGAAAGGUUCUUUUGCUCCAACCCGGAAAAACGAGUACGACUCGGCCGUUCCUGAUCCCUUCUCAAAGUUCACUUUCACCCAAGAUGUUGAUCUCUCUGUUAGACAAGCAGUUUCAGAGUUAGACGGUUGGAUUGCAAGAGCAGAUCCUGGGCUCGUCGAGGACUUGGAGAAGCACUUAUAUGUAAAUGCUGCUUUGGAGCGUUUGGAGCAGAGAAAACUGUACUGGAAUGAGCACAGGCUUUAUAAUUACAAAAAUUCAAGCACAACGGCUAGAAAUCAGAUACCAUCAGCCUCGCCUCCUGAUGUUUCUCUAAUUGGUUAUCAAGCACCAAGCUGGGUGAGUGGAGCAACUACCAGCAGCUCAAACAAUCAAGAUAAUAAUAAAUCGAUUGAAGAAUCUUCAGUGGAUAAGUCAGAUGAGGAAUCUCAAUCUAGUUUGGAAAAGAGUUUUGAUAAUGGCCACUCUCUAGAAGACCAGGAAGCACCGUCGUCUUCCUCGCAGAGUGGGAGUAAAGGGCCAGUGUUGCACCAAAAUGACCCCAAAGACCUGAAGGACAACGAAUCGUAUAACUUUUAUCAGUCCGCUGAUGGGCAGCACAUUAUCCUUCACACUUUAAAUGUGAAAUGCCUUCUACACCACUAUGGCAGCUAUGACUUUGUUCCACCAAGAGUGAGUGGGAAGAUACUGGAGAUGGAGACUGUAACACAGUCAGAAGCAAUAAGGAGACGCUACCGCUUCUUGAAUCAUUUUUCUCUUACAACUACAUUUCAGAUGUGUGAGAUUGAUAUGAGGGAAUCAUUGCCUCCUGACGCGUUUGCUCCAUUUAUGGAUGAAAUCAAGAAGCGUGAAAAGCAGAGGAAAGCACGUGCGAGGAAGGAUCAAAAAAAUAAGAUAAAAGCUGAAGUAGCUGCAGCUGCAGAGCUUGUACCAUUGAUGGCCAGUUUUGGAGAGUCCUCUCGUGAUGACUUUCCUCCGUUUUCCUUGGGUGACUUUGAAGCCCUUGGAAACUCUGCCCCAACAUCAUCAAGCCCUCCGAAUAUCGGAGAGAGAAGUUCCUUCUCACACGUGACAAGGCUUGGUUUCGCAGCUGGCCAUGACUCCCCCAACCUGAAUAACGAACCGACAAGCGUUCAAAGCAGCAGCAGCAGCAGCAGUGAAGUCACAAACGCAACCACAGGUGCAGGAAACACAAACGUAACAUCAUCAUUCGCUAGUGUAACAUCAAGAACACCAAGCGCACCAGUAACAAUCAAAGAGCCUGGAAAGAGAGGGAAGAAAUCGAGCCGAGUGCUUCUAUCGACAACCAGUGUACGCCGCUACUGA